AUGUGCCCGACACCCGACGCUGAGGUCAAUGGCAGCAAUGGUGUCAAUGGCCAUGCUAACGGCGAACACAACGGCUACAGGUGAGUGGCAUCCACGAGAUCAAUACCGUAUUGCGACAGCACUAAUCCUGCUCACCGCUCCAGCGCAUUCAACACCCGUCAAGCCUCACGACCCGCCUCUAGCAACCCAUACGCACCCGUGCAGGACUACCUGAGCAAUGUCGGCAAUUUCAAGAUCAUCGAGUCUACCCUGCGAGAGGGCGAGCAGUUCGCCAACGCCUUCUUUGACACCGAGACCAAGAUCAAGAUCGCCAAGCUUCUAGACGAUUUCGGCGUCGACUAUAUCGAGCUCACCUCGCCCGCUGCCUCGGAACAAUCGAGACUGGACUGCGAGGCCAUCUGCAAGCUCGGAUUAAAGGCCAAAAUCUUGACGCACGUGCGCUGUAAUAUGGAGGAUGCCAAGCUGGCUGUUGCAACUGGUGUCGACGGUGUCGAUGUGGUCAUUGGCACCAGCAGCCACCUCAUGCAACACAGCCAUGGCAAGGACAUGACAUACAUCAAGAACACCGCAAUUGAAGUCAUUCAAUUCGUCAAGUCGCAAGGCAAGGAAAUCAGAUUCAGCUCCGAGGACUCCUUCCGAAGCGACCUGGUCGACCUUCUCACCCUCUACCAGGCCGUCGACAAGGUCGGCGUGCACAGGGUUGGAAUUGCGGAUACUGUCGGUUGUGCCACUCCCCGUCAAGUCUACGACCUGAUCAGAACUCUCCGCGGCGUGGUGAGCUGUGAUAUUGAGACACACUUCCAUAAUGACACCGGGUGUGCCAUUGCCAACGCCUACUGCGCGCUAGAAGCCGGUGCCACUCACAUCGAUACCUCUGUCAUCGGUAUUGGCGAGCGAAACGGCAUCACCCCUCUUGGUGGCCUAAUGGCUCGCAUGAUUGUCGCGGACCGUGAUUACGUCAAGUCCAAGUACAGACUGGAGAAGAUCAAGGAGAUCGAAGACGUGGUUGCCGAAGCCGUCGAGAUCAACGUGCCCUUCAAUAACCCGAUCACCGGAUUCUGUGCCUUUACCCACAAGGCUGGUAUUCACGCCAAGGUAAGCAAGAUGACACUGCACUGUUUUGUCUUGUCCAUUGACACGCCUAGGCAAUCCUGAACAACCCUUCCACAUACGAGAUCAUUACCCCUUCGGACUUCGGAAUGAGCAGAUAUGUGCAUUUCGCCUCAAGACUCACUGGCUGGAAUGCCAUCAAAUCUCGCGCCGAGCAGCUCGGUCUGCAAAUGACUGACGCUCAGAUCAAGGCUGUCACUCUCAAGAUCAAGGCUCUUGCAGACGUGAGGCCCCUCGCCAUCGACGAUGCCGACAGCAUCAUCCGCAACUUCCACUUCAACCUCAGUGCCGAUAAGGAGAGGCCGCUUCUCCAGCUGAGCAACGAGGAAAAGAAGAAGUUCGUCCAAGCGGAGAAGGAUCUCAGCAAGGAACAGGAGAAGAGAGCACUCGAUGAGACUGCCGAUGCUCAGGCCGAAGUUCCUGUCGCUAAGAAGACCAAGACCACAACCGUGUCAUGA
This is a messenger RNA of Lecanosticta acicola, 1568 nucleotides long. The record is from the annotation of a GenBank genome assembly. NCBI's taxonomy places the organism in Eukaryota, Fungi, Ascomycota, Dothideomycetes, Mycosphaerellales, Mycosphaerellaceae.